Myzus persicae (green peach aphid) is the source of this 3955-nucleotide messenger RNA. Its product is annotated as thiamine transporter 2-like. The transcript is spliced from 10 exons. Gene Ontology annotation, biological process: vitamin transport; transmembrane transport. Bases 1505 to 2824 code for a protein of 439 amino acids. Gene Ontology annotation, cellular component: plasma membrane. The record is from RefSeq and is a predicted model, not a curated record. Gene Ontology annotation, molecular function: vitamin transmembrane transporter activity. NCBI's taxonomy places the organism in Eukaryota, Metazoa, Arthropoda, Insecta, Hemiptera, Aphididae.
UACAAAACUUGAAAAAACAUAUAUAAUAUUAUAUGAUAUAUUGAUGUUAUCUAUAAUUAAGUAGGAACUUACCUUUUUUUUUUAAUUUACCAUUUAUUUUUACAAUAAGUACGAGACGUGAUAUAGGUUUAUAAGACUUAAAUGAACAAUAUUUCAGAUUUUCAGACAGUUAUUGUGUGAAGUGGCCAUCUAUUGAUGGAAUUUCAUGAAAUUUAAAAGUGGGAGUUACCUAGUCAAUUAGUAGAUCAGUAGAUCACGACACCAAUUUCGUUUUAGUCACUCGUCUUCUGGGGUUACCAGGAGGCAAGAAAAAUGGUAACAGAUAGUUAUGAGAUCAAGGGGUCACGGUGAUUUUAGGAGAUUGGAAUGCAUGUGGUUGUAGAAAAUCUUAAUGACAUAUUUUACUGCUUGAGUAGAUAGAUCUUUAUGGAGAGUAUCAUUUGAGACGUAGCACGGGUACCUACCUACCUAUUAAUAUUAUUCAUAAAGAAUUUAGAAUUAUAAACAUAAUUUUAUAAUAUACAAUGUAGGUAUGUCAUGGCAACUUGUUCGAGCAUAUUAUAAUGCGUAUUGACGUUCGGAUAAUCGACAUUCUAUUGUAGUUAUUAACUUAGUAUUAACUCUUCUUGUUGUUUCUUAUACGAUAAAAUUCUGAUAAAUUGUGUUUCACUAUUACUUUUUAUCUGUAUUCCACAGGUUAGUGACAUUUAAGUGAUAAACUUUUGGGAUUUUGUCACCCAGGGACUAUGACGUAAUAUGGUUAAAUAUUUAAUAAAAACAAAAAAUUAAUAAUUUUAUAAAUUUAAUACAAAUGUAAUUAAAAAAACAAGGUACCUAUUGAAACGAAUUUAACCUAUCUGCAGGUAUUUUCAACUAAAAUAAUAUAAGUAGGUAGGUACCUAUUAAAUACAGUCUAUUGAGUAUAGUUAGCGGAUGAUUGAUGAGUUACAUCUCACAUGUUUAAUAGAUAGGUAGGUGGUAUCUAUUUAAAUUUUAAAUUGUAUGUAAUAGGCACUAACCUAAGGUACAUUAAUCUUCAACUGUUGGUUGUCGGCAACUUAAUUGCUUAAUAUAAUAUUGAUCAAUAAGUGAGUUGGUAUAGUUUAUCAGAGUAAAAUAUGAUAUUGCACAUUAAUAUAUUUUUUUCAAGAAUACGUUAUCAUCAAAACAUAUUCAUUGUUCCCUGUACGGUAGGUUAUUACCCAUAAUGCUGUAAAUAAUGUAAAUAAUAAUAAUUAUGAUUCACUACAGUUAAGUAGUCAGUUGUAGGCUCCUACCUACUUCAUAACAUACAAUUUAUUAAUUUAAAUUUCAGUUCGUAUGGUGCCUACUAUGGUACCUAGUACAGUAGUACCUACCUAUAGGAUCAAUCCAUAUCAUUUGUUUUCUAUAUAAGUAUAAGUAGGCACCUACCUACUGAAGUCUAAACCGAACACCAUUGUGUUGCGCGUCGUAGCCCGAUAUUUAGCAAUAUCCAAUAGUAGGUAUAAUAAGCACAUUAGCGAUGGAAAGCUGGAAAAUAAUUACGUUUAAUGUCGCCGUAUAUAUGUUUUUAUUUGAAAUACGACCUCUUGAAACAUAUUUAACUGCCUAUCUUACUGGACCAGAUGGAAACGUUUCGCUUUCAGAGGUGGCUAACACGAUGGAGUCAAUCAGAUCGUAUUCAGCCCUCACUGCAACUGUAAUAAUGUUAGCCGUUUCCGAAUACUUUUACAAACCGGCCAUCAUAGCCUUCACUGCUUGUUCAUUUAUCGCUUACAUCCUCAUGUCAGGUUCACCGAGCUUGACACAUUUGCGGGUCGGUGUGGCUGGCAUAGGUGCAACAAAUAACGCCUACAUAUUAGGCUUCAGUUAUUUGUACAGUCAAAUCAGUGACAGGCAACAGUAUCAAAAGGCGACCAGUAUUGUCUCAGCUAGCUUACAGCUAGGCAUUUUCUGCGGUUCUGUACUUUCGCAAAUAAUCGUCAGCACUUCUGGAGGAAUUUAUACAAUUCUACCAUAUUGCAAUGCAUCGGCUAUGUUCUUAGCUGUAAUUUGCGCUUGUUUAUUUCCGGCGAAAAAAAAGCAUUCUUUUCGACUGGAGAAUGUGCUUAAUGAAAAUACCAGACUUCUCGAAAAGGGCUUUAAAAAUAAAACAGAAAUUCGUGAAAAAGAUAUCCUCAUAAUACAAUCUAUUAAGUACAAUAAUUCAGUGAAAAAUACCAUCAAAGGAUUACUGUUCGACUUUAAAACUUCAUAUUCGAAUAAGGUUGUUCUAAAACGCUCAAUUUGGUACAUAAUCAGUAUGGGAUCACAUUUUCAGAUCUUAACUAACAUGAAUGUAUUAUACACGUACAUCGUUAAUAGACCAGGUAAUCAUGAUGUCUUGUUAAAUGGAUACGCGGAGGCAACAAUUAGUUUGUGUGGAGCUGUGGGUGCCUAUCUAAUUGGAAAACUGCAAUUAGAUUGGGUCUAUUAUGGCGAUGCUGUUACGGCAGUUUGCUCUUCAUUCAUGGGCAUUCUUAUGAUGUCAUGUUAUUAUCACGACCAUUUGUUUUUGAUAUAUUUAUCGUAUAUUUUGUACGGUAUAGUUAGUCAAAUGGUAUUUGUUUCAAAUUUCUCCGAAAUUGCGAAACGACUGAAGAAUCAUUGUUAUUCUCUCGUUUAUGGAUUUAAUUUAUUUGGGUCUUUGUUAAUAUCCGCCUUCAUGACAAUAUUUUUCGUCCAAAUGAAUUUCUUCGAUAUUACUAUUCCCGGAAGGUUUUUGUUCAUUGGUGGUUUAGAUGUCUCUCUUGGAGUGGGAUUCUUUGUUUUAUCUUACCUCAAAAUGACUAAUCCUCGAUGAUGAACUACACUAUUUGACGUUUGUCUAUGUUAUAAUUUGGAUCGUUGUGUUUAAUAAUAUUGUUAAAUGAAGAAGUGUAUUCAAUACCAUAAAGUAUAUUGUAAUUCAUGGUAAAACAUUAUAGUUGUAGGUACUUAUACGGCUAUAUCUAUUAAUGAUUUACAUAAAUUCAAUUAAUAUUUUACUCAUAAGUUAGUAUGAUAUAGUACUAUCUUCAUAAUAAUAUGAGUAAAAAGAACUGCUUUUAACUUAUUUAUGUAUUCUAUGUGAAUUGUGAAAAAAUAAAAGAACUUGAAUUAUUUUGAUAAUAUUAGUUAUCUACAUUUUGAAAGAUGGUCGCAUUAAAUGUGACAAUAAAAAUCUGUCAGAACCAGAAGCUUUUAAUUUUUAAUUAAUUUAUAUCAGCCAUGCCAUUUCAACUAUGGCAAAGAAUACCUAUACCCAAAUUCUUAUAGUUUCUUUAGCGGAAAAUUUUUUUAAAUCUUUACAGUAUACACGGCGAGUAUAACUUUUAAAAAUAUGUCUAAAAGUUGAAUGCCCGUUCAAAAACGUUUGGGCGCUACAGCUACUGUUGGGUUGUGUUUAUUAUAGACAUAAUAUUUUGUGUAAAAAAUAAUUUAUCACCUAAUAUAAAUAUGUAUAUAAAGACUAAAAAGAGUAGUCUUUUUAAACAAGGAACCCACAUAAUUUUUUUCUAAAAUGUUAUUUUUGACAAAUUUUUGAUACCUACACAUUCUGCCAGGCUUAUCAAAAAGACAGUAACUCCAAAAUAUUAAUUUUUGGGAAAUCUUGUCUAAAAUGUUGACAAAUUUUUAAACUUGAAAAUCAUGAAACAGCUGCCCUUGAAUACUAUUCAAUUUGGAAUUGAUGUUUAAAAAUUAUUAUUUAAUUUUUUUAUAAAUCUUUAUUUCUUAUACCUUAUAAUAGACUUAUCCCUUUUCACUUUAUGUAUUUUAGUAGGUAGCUAAAACAAAUUGAGUACACAAAAAUGUUGGAGUUACUUCUUACAUGAUUAUAGAUGUUCACACAAUAAAUAAGGCUUAGGACUAAGAAUGUAGUAUCUACUUUUAUUUAUGGAGUUAAAAAUAUUAAUUGUCUUAAAAGAACAGUAUAUAAUAUUUAUAUAACAAU